Molecule: messenger RNA, 474 nt
Organism: Diversispora eburnea
Lineage: Eukaryota; Fungi; Glomeromycota; Glomeromycetes; Diversisporales; Diversisporaceae
Source: the annotation of a GenBank genome assembly
AUGAAGCAAACUAUUUCAAAAAGAAAGGUACCAGAAUCAUUAAAAAAAUUCCAUGAAGGAACUCAAGAAAGUAUCAUCCGGUGGUAUAAGAUUACAAAAACAAAUAAUAUUGAUCUUAAAGAAGAUGAUGAUUUUUAUCUUAAUCCAAUGUUAUUAAUUAUAAAGUGGAAUGAUAUUGGAAUGAGACAACGAAAUAUUCAAAAAGAUAAUGUGAUCAAUGUUAUUCAAGGGUUUAAUGGUUGUCAACAAUAUCCAAAUAAUAUUACAACUAAAUUUGGAAUUAAUAUUGAUGUUCUAUCUGAAUCUAUCUUCUGUAUCAAUGAUACUCAUACUAUUGGAAAACAGCAAAUUGCUGAAAAUAUUGUUGCAUUACUUAGACAAACAUAUUUUCAAAGGCAUCUUACUUCAUUAGGAAAAGUUUAUGAAAUUCAGGCUACUGAGAAAGGAAAUUCUCCUCUUAAUAAGACAAUUUGA